UUCAUCCUUAAAUUAAAAUAACUAAGCUUUAAAGUAAAAAAAAUGAUCGGUUCCAAGGCAUUUUUAUUUCUUGGCAUUUUUUUGGCAAUUUUUUCAAUGAUAAGCUCUGAGGUUAUUGCUAGAGAAUUGGCUGAGACUUCAAUGAAACCGGAUAACAAGAAUGACUAUGUACACAAUGAUGAAUAUAAUGACAUUGACGGAUAUCUAGGUGAUGAACGUGGUGAAUAUAAAAAUGGAUAUAAAUUUCCUGGUGGUAGAUAUUAUCCUCCGCAUGGUGGAUAUAAAUCCCCAUAUGAUGAUUAUAACAACACGUAUAAACCUCCACAUGGUGAAUACAACAAAGGAUAUAAAUAUCCAGGGUGGGGAUAUAACACUCCACCUGACGGAUAUAAUCCUUCCGGAGGUGAAUACAAGUCCUCACAUGAUAAAUAUAAGCCCCCACAUGGUGAAUAUAACAAUGAAUAUAAACGACAUGGUGAUGGAUAUAAAUCUCCUGGUGGUGAAUAUAAACCUCCAUAUGAUGAAUAUAACAACGGAUAUAAACCUCCAAGUGGCGGAUAUAAGCCCCCAUAUGACGGAUACAACCCUCCAAGUGAUGAACACAAUCCCCCACAUGACAAGUAUAAACCCCCAUUUGGCAAAUAUAACCCUUCAAGUGGUGAAUAUAACCCCAACAUGACAAAUAUAAACCCCUUAGUGAUGAAUAUAAAUAUCCAGGUGAUAAAUAUAACUCCCCAUGUGACAAAUAUAAAGCCCCAAGUGAUGGAUACAAUCCUCCAAGUAGUGGAUACAACCCUCCAGGUGGAGGCCACGAAUAAGUAACUAACCAAUUGCCUCACAACCAAUCAUCAUGUAAUAUUACAAAAUCGUUGACCAUAGUGGCAAGAUGUAUAAUAAUAAUAGUCUUGCUACUCUAAAUCUUGCAACAAAAAUCGUAUGAAUAAAAUGUCAUUGAGUUCAUACGUAUGAUUGGUCAUGUAAAAUUUUUCUUAUACAAUAUAAUACACUAUCUUGUGAUAA
Solanum lycopersicum (tomato) is the source of this 1020-nucleotide messenger RNA. NCBI's taxonomy places the organism in Eukaryota, Viridiplantae, Streptophyta, Magnoliopsida, Solanales, Solanaceae. The record is from RefSeq and is a predicted model, not a curated record.